Messenger RNA from Chrysemys picta bellii (western painted turtle), 5186 nucleotides. RefSeq names its product DEAD-box helicase 46 (gene DDX46). NCBI's taxonomy places the organism in Eukaryota, Metazoa, Chordata, Testudines, Emydidae. The record is from RefSeq and is a predicted model, not a curated record. Gene Ontology annotation, molecular function: ATP binding; RNA helicase activity; nucleic acid binding.
GCUUCCCGCUGCCUGUCCCGCUCCUUCCUCUCGUUGGUCACCGCGCUACGGGCUCGUAAUGGCGGCAGCUGCGUAGGGGUUCCCGGAUCUAGCUGAAUCGCGGAGGCCGCCGCUGCUCCGCGCGCUCGGGCCCGGGGCAGCCAUGGGCCGAGAGUCCAGACAUUAUCGGAAGCGCUCCACAUCACGUGGACGUUCUGGUAGCCGCUCUAGAAGUCGAUCUCCAGCUGACAAAAGAACAAAACGUGGAGAAGACAGACGUUCUAGAAGUAGAGAUCGAGAACGCAGGCGUGAGAGGUCACGCAGCAGGGACAAGAGGAGAUCUCGGUCACGGGACAGGAAGCGCCUGAGACGUUCAAGAAGCAGAGAGAGGGAACGGAGCAGAGAGAGAAGAAGAUCACGCAGUCGAGAGAGGAAACGGUCCAGAAGCAGAAGUAGACGGUCCCGGUCCACCAGUCCUAACAAGAACAAGAAAACAGAAAACAGAUCAAGGUCUAAAGAAAAGACAGAAGGUGUGGAAGUUUCCAAAGAAAAGAAAAAAGAGAAAGAAGACAAAGAGGAAGAAAAGGAUAAAGAUGUUAGUAACUUUGAUCAGAACAAACUAGAGGAGGAAAUGAGAAAACGAAAAGAGAGAGUGGAGAAAUGGAGGGAAGAACAGCGCAAGAAGGCUAUGGAAAACAUAGGAGAACUGAAAAAAGAAAUUGAAGAGAUGAAACAAGGGAAAAAAUGGAGCUUAGAAGAUGAUGAUGAUGACGAGGAGGAGACUGCAGAAGGGGAAAAAGAAGCAGAUGAGAUUGAAGAUGAAGAAUUAGAUCCACUGGAUGCUUAUAUGGAAGAAGUUAAAGAAGAGGUCAAGAAGUUUAAUAUGAGAAGUGUGAAAGGUGGAGGUGGGAGUGAAAAGAAAUCUGGGCCGACUGUUACCAAAGUAGUAACCGUGGUGACAACCAAAAAGGCAGCUGCGGAAUCAGAAAAGAAGAAAGGGGAGCUCAUGGAGAAUGACCAAGAUGCAAUGGAGUAUUCGUCAGAAGAGGAGGAAGUUGAUCUUCAGACUGCCCUGACAGGCUAUCAGACCAAACAGAGGAAGCUGUUGGAACCAGUGGAUCAUGGAAAGAUAGAAUAUGAGCCCUUCAGGAAAAACUUCUAUGUUGAAGUACCAGAGCUGGCUAAAAUGACCCUAGAUGAGGUAAAUGUAUACAGGCUGGAAAUGGAGGGCAUUGUAGUCAAGGGAAAAGGCUGCCCCAAGCCAAUCAAAACCUGGGUACAAUGUGGUAUUUCCAUGAAGAUUCUCAGUUCUCUUAAGAAACAUGGCUAUGAAAAGCCCACUCCCAUCCAAACUCAGGCUAUACCAGCAAUUAUGAGUGGACGUGACUUGAUAGGCAUUGCUAAAACAGGAAGUGGAAAGACCAUUGCAUUUCUGUUGCCUAUGUUCAGACACAUCAUGGAUCAGAGGUCAUUAGAAGAAGGAGAAGGUCCAAUAGCUGUCAUCAUGACCCCAACUCGAGAGUUGGCUUUACAAAUUACCAAGGAAUGUAAGAAGUUCUCAAAGACACUUGGGUUUAGAGUUGUCUGUGUCUAUGGAGGAACAGGAAUCAGUGAACAGAUUGCUGAACUAAAAAGAGGUGCUGAAAUUAUUGUUUGCACACCUGGACGUAUGAUUGACAUGUUAGCAGCUAAUAAUGGUCGGGUGACAAACCUUCGCAGAGUUACAUAUGUUGUAUUGGAUGAAGCAGACAGAAUGUUUGACAUGGGUUUUGAACCUCAGGUCAUGCGCAUUGUAGAUAACAUCAGACCUGAUCGUCAGACAGUCAUGUUCUCUGCCACCUUCCCCAGAGCUAUGGAGGCAUUAGCUCGCCGAAUUCUGAAUAAGCCAAUUGAGGUACAAGUUGGGGGCAGGAGUGUUGUCUGUUCUGAUGUGGAACAAGAGGUGAUCGUGAUAGAAGAAGAGAACAAGUUCUUGAAGUUACUUGAGCUUCUGGGACAUUAUCAAGAGAAAGGAUCAGUCAUCAUAUUUGUCGAUAAACAGGAACAUGCUGACGGGCUGCUGAAAGAUUUAAUGAGAGCCUCUUAUCCCUGCAUGUCACUUCAUGGAGGUAUUGAUCAAUAUGACAGAGACAGCAUAAUUAAUGAUUUUAAGAACGGAGUGUGCAAACUUCUUGUGGCCACAUCUGUAGCAGCACGAGGCUUGGAUGUAAAGCAACUAAUGCUGGUAGUCAAUUACAGCUGUCCCAACCAUUAUGAAGACUAUGUGCACAGAGCAGGCCGAACUGGACGAGCGGGCAACAAAGGAUUUGCAUUCACUUUCAUUACUGAAGAUCAAGCACGGUAUGCUGGUGAUAUAAUUAAGGCAUUGGAAUUGUCAGGGAAACCAAUUCCUGCUGAGCUUGAGAAGCUCUGGAGUGACUUCAAAGAUCAACAGAAGGCUGAGGGGAAGACUAUUAAAAAGAGCAGCGGAUUCUCUGGCAAAGGAUUCAAGUUUGAUGAAACAGAACAUGCUUUGGCUAAUGAGCGAAAGAAACUACAAAAAGCUGCUCUUGGCUUGCAGGAUUCAGAUGAUGAGGAUACCGCUCUCGAUAUUGAUGAACAAAUUGAGAGCAUGUUCAAUUCAAAAAAGAGAGUGAAAGACAUGGCAGCACCGGGAACAUCUAAUGUUCCUACACCAACAGCUGGUAAUGCAGAAAAACUGGAAAUUGCCAAAAGACUAGCUUUAAGAAUUAAUGCUCAGAAGAAUCUUGGAGCAGAGGCACAAGUAUUGGUCCCUUUUCACUUUAAGGAUGUGAUGCAGCAGGCUACAAACGCUAUCUUGAGAGGAGGCACAAUUCAGGCUCCUACUGUAUCUGCCAAAACUAUUGCAGAGCAACUGGCUGAAAAGAUAAAUGCCAAGCUCAACUAUGUGCCCAUAGAAAAACAAGAGGAAGAAAAACAGGAGGGAGGACAAAGUGAAUCGUUUAAGAGAUAUGAGGAGGAAUUAGAGAUCAAUGACUUCCCACAGACUGCUAGGUGGAAGGUUACCUCCAAGGAAGCACUUCAGAGAAUCAGUGAAUAUUCUGAAGCUGCCAUUACAAUCAGAGGAACGUAUUUCCCUCCAGGCAAGGAGCCCAAGGAAGGAGAACGAAAAAUUUACUUGGCUAUAGAGAGUGCCAAUGAACUGGCUGUGCAGAAAGCAAAGGCAGAAAUCACUAGGCUUAUAAAAGAAGAACUUAUCAGACUGCAAAAUUCAUACCAGCCAACCAACAAAGGAAGAUACAAAGUUCUGUAAAUAUUUGGAGUAACCUGUCUGCCAGUGGCUGGUGUCUGACACUUCGUGGCUUCUGUUGUCUUUGGUGUUCACACUGCUUAUUGUAAAUUAAGAUAUUUUUAUUUUUUCCUUGCUGACAUUUUUAACACAAAAUUGAUAUUUGCUGAGACAUCUCAUUCUCUUCACUAAGGUUAGCAGUCUUAAAGCAGACCAGCUUUGUCAGGGCAUGAUUUAAUUGAAAAGUAUAGUUUAUAUAGUUUUUCACUGUAAAACUACUGAAUAAAACAGAUUUUUAAUUUACCUGACAUUCUAGUAUAAUGUAAAUUAAACGAUUUCGGCUUUGCAUUGGAAUUUGUUAAGGUGUACUUACAGCUUCACAUUUAUUGGGUAGUUCACACCUUUUCAGUUUUUUGUGGAAUAGUAAACCAGCCAAUAUAAGAGCAGAAUUUUCCUCCCUAAUCUGUAGCAUCUCUGUGACCUAUUCCAUAUGCAUUCCCUCUGCAAAACCCCCAUUGAUGUCAGUGAGAGCCCUGUGCUGAUCAGAGUUUAAAAUUUUGUCCUAGAACAAUUAGGGUUUAGUUUUUACAGAUGUUUUUUUCCCCCUCAUCCUUCUUUACUUCCUACUUUGCCUUUAUCAUUUGGGGAAUAGAAUAGUUAAAUCUUUGGGUUUCUUGUAAAAUGAGACAUUUUGUAGUACAAAAAUGGCUUUCAGAUUUUCUCUAAAUGUCAGCAUUUUAGGAUUUGAUUUUGUUCCCAUUCUUCAACCUUUAGUAAAUAAAAUAAAAUCAAGCUCCGCAAAAGAGAAACCACUUUUGUAAUCAAGUAUAAAGUUCGACACAUUUUUAUAGUGUUAUAUAUAUACAUUUAAUGUGAUUCUUUCAGGACUACUGUCCUUAUACUAUUAGAGAAUGGCUUUAGACAAAAAAUUAACUUUGUAGGUCGGCUCCACAAGCGUUGACCCUUAUUGCAGUGGUGGAACGUGAUCACUUCCUGGAGUCAGCUUUUUUUAACCCACUUUUCCCUCAUCCCCAGAAGCCAUUAACAUUUCACAUUGUUACUGUCAAGAUUUAAUUUUUUUUUAGCCUCUUGUCUUAUCUGUAACCAAAGUUACUGAUUGUUGAGUCGUUCUAGCAGCUGAAAAAGCUUUCAAGAAGAUAAACUUACAAGGCUUUUUGUAGAAAGCUUUUCUGACCUGACAUUGUGGAGGACAAAAUAUAAUUUUAAAAUAGCUAUGUGUAUGUACUGCUUUAACCCUAGUGAAGAACAAAUCAAAUCCUUGCAUCAUGGUUAUAAAUUCAUUUUUUCCAAAAAUCAAAUAUUUUGAAGUCCACUCCGGUUUUGAGAUACAAAAUAAAUUUGUAGAUUUAGAAGAAAACACUGGCCAUAUCCACUAAGCACUAUACAUUUACUCUGCCAGGAACAACCUUAAUACGAUACCUAAGAAAGUUUAAAAACAAAAACAAAAAAACCCUGAAUGGAGCCAGAAGUAGCGCAUAUAAGAAAAUCUUCUUAAAGUUCAAACAAAACCUCAGAUAUUUUCAAAAUCAGAUUCCCUUUAAAUGUUUCAGGCUUCACAAUUUAGUUAGGAUUAUUUAUUAUGUAAGAUGUUUCACACAGUUUGUGCUGACUUGUCUAACUUUUUGACAGUGCUGUAAAUUGCGAUGUCCCCCAGAGUUGUGGUGGGUUUUGAUAUGUUUGGUGUAGAGCACUUUCAGGUUCAGGCAUUCUGUACUUUUUUUUUUUUUUAAACGUCUUUGGUUUGAAAUUUCUGUGAUGAUAUCUACUGAGCAAAGCUCUGAUAGACAUACUUCUGUGAUUUCCAGCUCAACGCUGUUGGAUUUUCAGCGAGGUUGGAAAAUGUACAAUCUUCCAAGGUUUUUUAAAUGCAAUGUCAAUAUUCAUAUUUUUUUAAUUCCUCUAAAAAUAAAAAUAAUUUCAAUGUGUUUUUCUGAAA